Molecule: messenger RNA, 1290 nt
Organism: Grosmannia clavigera kw1407
Lineage: Eukaryota; Fungi; Ascomycota; Sordariomycetes; Ophiostomatales; Ophiostomataceae
Exons: 3
Coding region: 1-1290 (429 amino acids)
Source: RefSeq, a predicted model, not a curated record
AUGCCUCCCUGCGCGUCUCCAGGGGGGCUCAGCCGCCGCGACGAGCUGGAGACGGCCAAGCGACAGUCCAUGUUCCUCGUCGGACUCGUCACGGUCGCCUUUUCGCUCUGGCCGACGCGUUUUAUUCUCGUGCGCGACGCGAUUAUCGCGCUCUUCAUGGUCUGGGUCACCAGCAGGGUCUUUGACAUGGUCGCCUUUCUCGACGGCACUUGGGAGAACGUGCCGUAUUGGGUCAAGAUGCUGGUUCCCGUCGACCCCAAUAUCCAGAUCCCUGCGCCCUUUGACUGCAUCAAGAGUGCCGGUCACAAUUCCCUGGCGACUGCGCGCCUCAAACUCCACCGGCUGGCUCCGGUGGCCAAGUACGGCCUCGAGGGGCUGCUGGCCGUCCUCGUCGGCCUGCUCGACUGGUUUCUGAGCCAAGACUCCAAAAAAUCUCUGGAGCCCGAGCCGGCUUCGGGCCUGGAACAGUGGGUCAGCCUGCUGGUGGCCACGCCUCCAGAACACGAUUACGGUCGCAUCAACACGUCCAGUGCGGGCCUGCUCGAAAACGGAUCGUCCCCGCCACAGCCCAUUGCCUGGGAGAGCUGCAAGGUCGUGACCUCAUUGCCCUCCAUCGCCACUCUGUCGACCUUCCGCGUCCAUAUGUCCUUCUGCCUGAUUUCCCGCGAAGUUUGGGAAAGCAAAGAGAUCCGACUCGUGGACAAAUUUAAAGCCGGGCGAUACUGGGAAAUCGGCGGCGGUAGAGGCUCAGAAGACGGUACGGCCUGGUCAUCGCGGCGGGUGCGGUCCAUCCAAGCCAUCCAAGUACUCGGGCUGCUCUCCAGGAAAGCGAAAGCUGUCAGCACCUGUCAAGAGUACUUUGCUGUCCUCCGACAAAACUGGGACUAUCGCAAGAUCUCUUGGAACGAUGUCGACUUUGCCAUCAUCCUAGGCUUCCUCGUGACCGGGCCACAGGCCACUACCACGUGCAAGGCCCUCUUCUCUCACUUUUCUCAAAUGCGCAUUGAUCAGGCCCUCAUUCCCCGCCGCAACGACGCCUUUGGUCUCAGCAUGGCUGCGCUUGGCGCUACUAUCCUGACGGGCGGGCUUGCUACUCCCAUCACCGCGCCUAUGAUUGUCGGCGGCCUGCUCCCGGUCAUGGAUACGGGAUCGGACAAGUCUUUGUCGCCACGCGAUGCGGCAAUGUGGCAACAUCGCGAGGCUUCUUGCCAGAGGCUCCUCAGUCAGUUUCACGAGUUGAGGUCCGUGUUUGGCAUGCCAGUGGACCCUUUCGGCCAGUUUGACUUUUGA